Bombus terrestris (buff-tailed bumblebee) is the source of this 1999-nucleotide messenger RNA. RefSeq lists its product as uncharacterized. Bases 521 to 1207 code for a protein of 228 amino acids. The transcript has 5 exons. The record is from RefSeq and is a predicted model, not a curated record. Lineage: Eukaryota; Metazoa; Arthropoda; Insecta; Hymenoptera; Apidae.
AUCAUGAUUAAUUCAGCACAUAGUCUAAAACUUAAUAAUCACAUGUAUAUUAACUGUCUCGAUACAUUUCUAUUCAAAUACAAUUGAUUACACGUUGUUAUGUACAUAUAAUCACUAAGCAUCACAAUGUUUCUUAAGAUUAUAAAUUCUAAGAUUAAUCUGAUCAUAUAAAUUAACCAAUUUCUAUAAGACAGAAAAAUUUACUAUGUUUAGAGCAUUAACUUAUGAGUAAUAGGAAAAGGGGCUAAGACACUUUACUAACAUCGAUUUGAUCUUCAUAUUCGUGGACCGUUGUUAGCCAAAUGGUCUUAUCUGACUGUUAGUGUCACGUUACAAAAUUGUAAACAGAAAUUCAGUUAACCGUUCGACAGCAGACGGAGAUAGAUUUUAUCAGCUGUCAAUUGUUUCAGUUGUGAAUAGUGUAUGAAACAUUCCGAGAAAAUCAAAGGAUAAAAACUGUGUGCACUUAGCGCUGGUGUCCAAGAAUAUUAACGAAAGUUGCCAUACUCUACUGGUUAGAAUGACAAGUAAAAAGGUAUUAAUACGGAAGGAAACAUUUCUUGAGAAAUUAUUAAAGGAAGGAAAAAGAUAUUUCUUUACAAUGGAAGAAUUGCACGCCUGUUUGAAAAAACAUUCAUGCGAAUACAAGAAGAUGCUAUUCGUUAUAGAUCGCUACUCUCGAUAUAAGACACAAUUAAAGGAGAAUAUGGAGGAUUUGAUAGUGUACGAUAGUGACAUUCUGGAUGAUAAUGACGAAGAUAUAGAAGAUGCCGAUGAAAUGGAGUAUAUGGACAUAGAGAUGGAAGGAUACGAAAAUGAGGAAAAUUUUGUACUCUUCGAAGAAUAUUUUCACAGUUUUGAUAGUAUUGCAUAUCAAAGGAAUAUUCUCGCUAACAUGGAAAUGUUAAUUUUGCGCAUGUUAAUACUGGAUGGAUCUCUCAUAAAUAUUGAAUUUUCGGUAUAUUCGAAGUUAAAGAUCCUUUUGAAAAAUUAUUAUCAAAGAGUUGAAAAGUUUUUGGAACGAAACAAGAUGCUCGUAGAAUUCCAGGAUAAUUCUGAAAAAAAACAACUGACCAAGAGUUUUGAAAAGAAAUACAACCAACUGCAGCAGCUUUUACUUAAGAUUAGCGAGAAAGAAAUAUUUCUUGUGGAAAUUAUGGUGCAACCUUGUAUGGUUAAGAAUAACGGGGAAAGCAAAAAUAAUUAAAAUUUGUAAUGUGAUGUCAGUAUAUGUAUGCACAUAAAAAAGAAUUUAAUUAUUGCAUUUUUACAUUUAUAUCAGUUCGAUGUGUGAAAAAUAAAUACGUUUUGAUUAGAACGUGAAUUACGUUCUUUAUUUUGAUUAGUAUAUAUUUUAGAUAUUUAGUAUGUAUUUAAAAAUUUAUUAGGACUGAGUCAACAAGCAAAGUUCUGUCACAGACGAGUUGCAAAAUAGGCGUGAUAUAUAAUGCUUUUUCGUGUCUCAUGAAUCUCCAUUAUCAUUAUUAUUUCCACUUCACCAUUUUCGUGUCAAAUGCGAUGUUACCGAUUCAGUAUGGUACAUACCGGAUCUCAUCUGUGUUACUGGCACAGACGAGUUUGCUUCGUCUGUGAUGUCAAUUUAUCCUGUCCUUGGCCAAUGGUCAGUAAUCAGUGAUUCAGUGCACAAACAUAUUUCAAAUCGUACGUGCAGAUAUCGCAAACACUCCGAUAGAUGUCUCCAAUUUAUUUUGUACUUGCGCUAUAGAUCGUUUAGAUCUCUACCGACGUUCGAUGUCGGCAGAUCGCGCAUUUACGAUAUUUGUUCUCUCUUGCUUCUAUUUGUGACAUAUAUGUUAAUAUUGAAAAUGUUUGUUUAAAUGCGAAAAAGAGUACUAAACAAAAUCUAAUUCUUGGUGUCUUUAUUGCCGAAUGGAAAAUAAUUGAUGUAAUAUUAUGUCGACGUUAAAUGAAUAUACUUGUCAACUAUCUACGGAGGAGAAAGCGUACAUGGCGGCUAAUUUGAACGAAACAGACGAAA